CAUUGGUGCUUUUCCCCCCUCAUUCAGCUCCCAAACUACACCGAGAUUUGGAAUAUUACGUUACAGUCCCGCUGCAAAAUGGCGACUGUAAUUCAGAAUCCCUUGAAAUCGCUGGGUGACCAGUUCUACAGGGAUGCCAUCGAGCACUGCCGCAGCUAUAACGCCCGUCUGUGUGCCGAGCGCAGCGUGCGCAUGCCCUUCCUGGACUCGCAAACGGGCGUGGCCCAGAACAACUGCUACAUCUGGAUGGAAAAGUGCCAGCGGCAGCCAGGCAAGGCGGCGGGGCAGAUGUAUGCCUACCCUGCACGUUGCUGGAGAAAGAAGAGGAGACUCCACCCACCCCUCGACCCACAGCUUCGCCUGUGUGAGCUAAGACUAGAGGCUGAAAUGGCCCCCAAGCGUGAGGGCCCCCCUGGGGAGGCCACUGCCUUGGAGGCCCUACUGAGGGCGGACAACCUCCUGGAGAAAAAAAACAAUUUGGCAAAGGAAGAGGAGACCAUGCUGGAAAUACAGCGGGUUCUAGAGGCAGAGGAAAAUGGAGACAGCUGUCAAAAUGAUGAAGACUUUGAAGUGGAUACUCCAAAGAGGAAGAACAGAAACAGAGGAAAAAACAGAGGUUCCAGUCGUAAGAAGACAGAAGCGGCGAGCGCGGACGACCAGGACAAACCUUACGUUUGCGACAAUAGACACAAACAAAAGCAUAACUCAAAAAAGGCUGAAGAAGUCUGUGGAAAGCGCUACAAGAAUCGUCCUGGCCUGAGCUACCACUACACUCACACCCACCUGGCCGAGGAGGAGGGCGAGGAGGAGAGAGUUAGUGAUCCUGCACCAUCUCCUCCACCACGCAUUUCUGAGAACCACAAACCUCAGAAGGGUCCAGACGGUGUCAUCAUUCCCAACGACUACUGUGACUUCUGCCUUGGAGACCAGGACUCCAACAGGAAAACGGGCCAAGCAGAAGAGUUGGUGUCUUGCUCGGACUGUGGACGUUCUGGUCACCCGACAUGUCUGCAGUUCACAGACAACAUGAUGCACGCCGUGAGGACGUACCAGUGGCAGUGCAUUGAGUGCAAGUCGUGCAGCCUCUGCGGCACCUCAGAAAACGACGACCAGCUGCUGUUCUGUGAUGACUGCGACAGAGGCUACCACAUGUACUGCCUGAAGCCGCCCAUGACACAGCCCCCUGAUGGAAGCUGGAGUUGCCACGUGUGUCUGGACUUGCUGAAGGACAAGGCCUCAUCCUUUGGAGAAGCAUAACAACCGGGGGCUUACAUUGUGGUCGUCUAAACUCAAACAUUUCUGCUAGUUACUGUAAAUGCUCUGAUUAUAGCCGGGACGUUUAUUUACCUAAACCACAAAAAAGGAAGCAUGUCAUAAUUAGAGAAAGGAAUGUGAACAGUCAUUAUAUUAUAUUAUUAUAAAAAUUAGGGGUGUCCCAAUCCAAUAUUUGUAUUGGAUAUUGGUCUGAUACAAAAAGAAAAACAAGAUUUGGAAGAUACUGCAUAUUCUUGCAUGUAAAAUGUGUGAUAUAAUGUCCGAUACAGGCAGUCCUGCAGUGUGUUUAUUUGUGCAAAGCUGGACAGCCAGUUAACAUCUAAAUGUCCUCCAAUAAGCACACAAAGUUGGUGUUUUCUUGUAUUUUAGUCAAGUAAUUUACAAAAGGUAAACAUGGUAGGCUAUAGACUAGGGAUGUCGCCGACCAGUAUCGGCUGCUUUUCUUGAAAAAGUAAGUGAUCGCCAUACUUUUCAAUGCCGAUCACAAAUGCUGACAAGCCAACAGCUAAUUGUGUAUCUCCAUACACAGUGUGGAGCCGAGAAGUAUAUGCUACUUUGUAUUAGAAAUGGCAACGGCGGAGGAUGCAUGUGCACGUACGAGCCAGUCUGCCCCACAACAAGAGGAUAGAGAAAAAGAAGGAACUUAUUGACUGAAAUGUCAGACUACAAUGGCGGACUCGCGCAAAGCACUUUGGGUAAAACUUUACCUUACAAGGAGCUUUCCGCUGACAUCACCAAUUGUAAAGCAUCACAAAUUGGCCAAAUUCCAAACGCUUUGUUUGGAGGAAGAAUGAAGGAAGGCAAGAUUGUUAUAUAAAUAUCGCCGCCAGGGUUUGUUUUCAUAUUUUCGGUACCUAUGCAGAUCCCAAAUACAAAAAAACAGGUACCAAUAGGUAAGAAAAGUUGUUUUUGCACAAUAGGUCCUCUUUAAGUGUUAUAAUCAAGUAUUAGGAUGAGGCUAAACAUGUUACACACCUAGAGCAAGCCAGGAUCAGGCAUGCUAUAACUAAGCUAACCGCUAACCUAGCUUUAAACAACACCAAUAGAUAAUUGCUUAGUAAAGUUGAAGAAUUGUAAAUGGAACAAUGUUACAGCUGAAAGUAAGAAGUUAUUAACAGGAAAUUGACAAGUAGAUUAAUAAGAGUACAGAGAGAAGAUAAUAUAACUACAGCAUUGUCACAGUGCCACCCACACUGGUUUAAAUGUAACUUAGAUAUUGGGUUUCACUAUGUAAAGCGCUUUGAGUCACUAUCAAUCAAUCAAUGUUUAUUUAUAUAGCCCUAAAUCACAAGUGUCUCAAAGGGCUGUACAAGCCACAACGACAUCCUCGGUACAGAGCACUAGAGAAAAAGCGCUAUAUAAAUAUAAUUCACUUCACUUCACUCCACUUCACAGCUAGAAGUACACAUAAGAAGAGGAGGGCGAAUUGAUCCAUUAAAUCACCAAGGGUAAUAUCAAUAUUAGAUCGAUACUAGUAUUAUUAAAUCGAUAUUUUUAUUUUCCUAUAACAAUUUUUUAUUGUUUUGGUCAUGUUUACAAAUUUCAGAUGAUGAGUGCCUGCCUGGACACAGGAGGAAUUUGAUGGCAAAAAAUAUUUCCAAGAUUAACAGAUCAUAUGUAUUGAUUUUGUCUAUUUAUUGUGUACGAUUGACUUUGUCUUGCUCAAACAAUUGUAUCUAAUACAAGAGAAUAAGGAAGUAGUUUUAAUAUUGUGUUGAUAUUAUUAAACUGCUAAAAGUUUUCAAAUUCACAGUUAAUACAUUUUAUCAGUAUUGUUAUCAGCCAAUGUCACUCAUGGAUGAUCGGUAUCAGAAAACCCUGAUCGGAACUUCCCUACUAUAGGCUACUCGGAGCUAACAGCUACACAACAGCUGAGCACAAAAUAGCACACUAGCUCGACAUAUGUGAUACGUGUUCUUAAUUGAACAAUUUGCAGUCUAAACCAGCACAUUUGUCGAUAUAAACAAGUAAUACAUCAUUAUAGUUGCAUAUUGCUUACACAUACAAAGUCUCCAAGGCAAAAGCCUAUUAGUAAGUACCCAGUAACAAACGUGUCCGCACCCUUCAACUUACUGCGUCAUAAGCUUAACUUUAUGUACUAGGUCCAGUAGGUGUCGCCAAAAAAAAGGAAUUUACCACUCGGCCUCAAUUUAAAGACAGCAUAAGUUUGUCAUAGUGUUAGUGCUUUUCAUACCGACCUUUAUUCUCUGAGUAAUUUCACUUGAUCAAGCCUUUUCUUUUACUUUUUAAUACAUUUAUUUAUGAUUUGUACGGAUGUCGUAUCAACUUAAUAUCGUAUCGGCCAAAACUCAAAGGUCCAAAAUCAGUAUCGUAUCGGAAAUUAAAAAGUUGUAUUGGGACACCACUAAAAAAUAUAUGAUAUGUAUGUAAUUUUAAUAUAUUGAUUUGGAGUGCAUGAGAAAGCAGAGGGGAAACUUGCAUUUCUUUUUGACCACAUGCUCAUGUAUGAACAAGUGUAAUGUACGACACGACAGCAACACAACCAAUGUUGUAAUAGCGCUUAGGAGCAAACUGCUAAGUCAGCAUGAAUAGUGCUGAUGAGUGGAUUGUAAACAACAAUAGCCACAAGUGUAACACUCAACAACACUAAUUUGACAGCGCUUGCAACACUAGAUAAAGCUGCAUGGAUUGUGUGGACUUUGUAAAAUAGUUACCACAAAGAGGUUGUCUACAGCCACACCUGUUAAUGUUUUUGCCCUAAUUAGAGAUGCUUGGCGGUUAUUUGAUUCUGUGGACGACACACAUGACGACUUUUUUAGUGAAUCUAAUAGAGCCGUUAAUUGGAGCAUUUACAGUACAUUCCUACAUACAUUCUGUUGUAGUUUGUAGUCUGAAUACUUUAGACUAGAGACCAUUCAGGGUUCAGGGUUCUGUUUCUACCCGCCAUCUUUCUACCUCACCACUCAGAGCAGGCAUCAAAUACUUUGCAUUUAGGAUCAAUUGUGCUAAAUGCAAAAGUCAACACAGCCUUGACAAAAAGCUGGUUGUGAUAUUGUUUUAAAAAAAAUCCUAUUAGGCAAACGUGACUUUUUAUUGUUCUAACAGUAAUCAGUCCCUCCGGGAAUUCACAGGCUUUAUUUGUGAUUGUUUGCCUAAAAUGUCUGAAUUCUUUCUGAAAAAGCUGUGGCAAAAGUUUUUUGUUUUGUUUUGUUUUUUAAAACUUUGAAUUUUAUAAAUUUGGUAUCAAUGUUUUAAGUGUUCCUGUAAACUUAACCUCAAAAAGCACAGGAUUUCAACAAAAAUGUGGAAACAAAUACUGUAUUGAUGUUUUCCUCAUAUACCAGACAGACUAAAAAGUGGACACUAAAUGACAGUGAAAGCCCAUAGUCAGAGCUCUUUGUCAAAUUACAGCACUGUUUUAAUUGAGUAUAACUAAUAAUGGUAAUAAUUAUAAUUACAGGAAGAAACACCACCUAAGGCUUCCUUAUUGCCCACACUCUGCUCUGUCGGCCACAAGUUGCAGACAUUCUCUGUGUAUGUUUUACGCUUGAAAAGUGUGCAUCUCAAACAUUCAUUGAAGUCCCAACACAUUUACCCCCGGACAUUAAGAGCAUUUUUUUUUAGAGCGAUAGCACAAAUUGUUGUUGGUAAAAUAGAGACGAUAAGAAAUUAUUAUCACACUUUAACAUCUCAAAAAUGUAAAUGCUGCCUCUUUGCUAGGUCAAAACUCACUUGUUCUUAAUUGUCUUACCCUGGAUAAAUAAUAAAUAAAUGUUUACAUAUAUAAAUACAUGUAAACUAGGAAGCAAAUGUGUAUGUACUUCAUUACCCAGAAGGCUUAGCGCUGUAGACAGGAACAUGAAGUCGGUCAGAGCUCGGCAGGAGGACAAGAAUUGUGUCGUUUGAUCGGUGAUAUAUCGUUACAAGUUUUGUCUACACAAGAAGCAAACAUAAGUGUUGAUUAGACAGUUGACGUGUGCGUUUGAGCGUGGCUCAGAGACAAAUUUGAUUGGUGAAAAUGGCGCUGAUUGGCCAAAAUGUGCAGGGAAGUUGCGGUCAUUGGCCGCGCAACUUUUAAUAAUUGGCGCCAUCGCAAAAUCCUGGAGGGAUUGAUUAAUGAAUGAAUCCAUGUCUUCGUUUACACUGGACACCAAAUCAGAUUUUUUUGCCCUCAAGUGACACAGAUAGGAUCAUUUUUGCCAGUCUAAACGAUCCAAAGUGCUUCAAAGCUGAUAUUUUCGCAUCAGACUUGUGGCUACAUUGGAAGGUAGUUAGAAUCCGUUUGGAAUCUGAUCUUUUCAAUUUUGACUGUGAGCUAAACGGCAAUGCGACCUGUUUGCGACUUUUAUGUCAUUUGGUCGAGCUACGUCAUUUGUGUGUGCAGAAAUGCAAUUUGCAAUUAUCUUCUUUCUUCAUCUUGUAGUUGUUUUCCACCAUCUGCCUAGUUCCACGGCACAAACCCACUAGCACGCUGAUCUGUGGCGUCCAUGUUUUCUUGUGUCGUAGCAACCUCAUUGUUCAAUUACAUAAUCCGGUCGACUUUCUUCGUUUUCACUUUAAAUGCACAUGCAAGUGACGUUGAGGCCACAUUGGGGCCUAUGCGCGUUUAUACUGGAGUCUGACUAGGAUCACAGUUUACUUGCAAACUAAACAGUCAGAUGUAAAAAAAAAUCAGACUUCGAAAAAACCUGAUUUGGUUCACUUUGCUUGCAGAGUAAACAUAGUCCAUGACUUAAUGAAGGGAAAAAUUCCUUCCACAUGUUUCGCUACCCAUCCUAAAAUAAACUCUUAGAGCUCUGCUGACUAUCCAUCAGUCAGCUUCAGGAGGUGGGAAGUGUGUUUUGAUGUUUUAUUAAUAAAAGCCUGCGAUAUGAACAAGGUUGUGUUGACGUUCUAUCGAAAGUCUAAAGGCUGUGUGUGUUUAAAAAAAUGUGUCCUCUCAUGUUUACACUUCACUGUGACAAACUCUAGAGUUAUUCCAGAGUUAUCUGUGACAUUUUUAGCUUGUGUCAGUAAAAACAAUUUUUUUUUCCUUCCUUCCUCCUUCAGACUGUUGGAUACUUCUGAUCACGUGUCCUUGCAGUUACUAAAUUCAGCUUCAUUUGUUUUUUCUGCAGACAAUCGUGCUUGUGUGUGUGUGUGUGUGUGUGUGUGUGUGUGUGUGUGUGUGUGUGUGUGUGUGUGUGUGUGUGUGUGUGUGUGUGUGUGCGUGUAUAUCAUAUCUCCAUGGCAACUAAAGUGUCAUUUGAUGCUAGCAGCAUGUACUAUUUGUUACACAACUGUUUGUUAGUUUUGUUGUAAUAAAGAUUUUUGCAAGCAAAAACUAAGUAUUGAA
Messenger RNA from Entelurus aequoreus (snake pipefish), 6571 nucleotides. RefSeq names its product double PHD fingers 3 (gene dpf3). Gene Ontology annotation, cellular component: nBAF complex. The record is from RefSeq and is a predicted model, not a curated record. Lineage: Eukaryota; Metazoa; Chordata; Actinopteri; Syngnathiformes; Syngnathidae. The coding region runs from base 79 to 1257 and encodes 392 amino acids. The transcript has 12 exons. Gene Ontology annotation, biological process: nervous system development.